UAAAUUUUUGUCACGUUGCUGGUUUGACGGGAAGGUUUUUGUGCUCCGGCAUUUUUUGCAAAGUAAUAAAAAUCAAAUACUGAAUAAAAUAAUAAACAAACAGCAUUAAAACAAUAAAACAUUUUCAAGGCAUUAACGGAAAUAAACAAAACAAACAAAUAUGGUGGCAAAUAAAAGUGCCAGCGUUUCGCCUGAACGGCUGACCAGAGAAGAUGUGUGUCGAGUCCCAGAAACCAUUUCAUUUCCUGCCGAGGAAGAAAACAUCCUAGAUGAAUGGAAGGCCAAUAAGACAUUUGAAAAAUGUAUGCAGAUAUCGAAAGGAAAACCAAAAUAUACUUUCUAUGAUGGCCCUCCAUUUGCCACGGGUCUACCUCAUUAUGGUCAUAUAUUAGCCGGUACGAUAAAAGACAUUGUUACCCGCUAUGCAUAUCAGCAGGGUUACCACGUGGAUCGUCGUUUUGGCUGGGAUUGUCACGGUUUGCCGGUCGAAUUUGAAAUUGACAAAACCUUGAACAUCAAAGGCCCCGAAGAUGUGGCCAAAAUGGGUAUUGCUGCCUACAAUGCUGAAUGCCGGAAGAUUGUAAUGCGUUAUGCCAAUGAAUGGGAGAGCAUUGUGACGCGUAUGGGUCGUUGGAUUGAUUUUAAAAACGAUUAUAAAACCCUGUAUCCAUGGUAUAUGGAAUCUAUAUGGUGGGUUUUUAAGCAGCUAUACGACAAGGGUUUGGUAUACCAGGGUGUCAAAGUAAUGCCUUAUUCAACGGCCUGUACAACGGCUUUGUCGAAUUUUGAAUCCGGCCAAAAUUAUAAGGAAGUUGUAGAUCCCUGUGUCGUUGUUGCCCUAGAGGCUAUUGGUAAUGAAAAUACCUAUUUCUUGGUAUGGACGACCACACCAUGGACACUGCCAUCGAAUUUCGCAUGCUGUGUUAAUCCAAAUAUGAUUUAUGUUAAGGUAACCGAUGUUAAAACUGGUCGCUUUUAUAUCUUGGCUGAAUGCCGUUUGAGCUACGUCUAUAAAAACGAAUCCGAGUAUCAAAUUGUCGAAAAGUUUGCUGGUAAAACUUUGGGUGGUGCCCACUAUAAGCCACUCUUCCCAUAUUUUGCCAAACGUGGUGAAGAAGUACGUGCUUUCCGUGUACUCGUCGAUGACUACGUUACAGAGGAUUCUGGUACUGGUAUUGUCCACAAUGCUCCCUACUUUGGUGAAGACGAUUACCGCGUUUGUUUGGCUGCUGGCCUCAUUACCAAAUCUAGUGCCGUCAUUUGUCCUCUGGAUGAUUCUGGUCGUUUUACCGAAGAAGUAACCGAUUUCAAGGGUCUCUAUGUUAAAGAGGCGGACAAACAAAUUAUCACCUUUUUGAAAAACAGUGGCAAUUUGGUAUCUUCUGGGCAAGUGAAGCAUAGUUAUCCAUUCUGCUGGCGUUCAGAUACCCCCUUGAUUUAUAAAGCAGUACCAUCGUGGUUUGUGCGUGUCGAACAUAUGUCCAAGAAUCUUUUGGCUGCCAGUUCGCAAACAUAUUGGGUACCAGAUUUCAUCAAGGAAAAACGUUUUGGUAAUUGGUUGAAGGAGGCCCGCGAUUGGGCCAUCAGCCGUAACCGUUAUUGGGGUACACCCAUACCGAUUUGGAGAAAUAACGAUGAAAUGAUCUGUGUGGGCAGCAUCAAGGAGUUGGAACAAUUGUCUGGCCAACGCAUAACUGAUUUACAUCGUGAAUCGGUUGAUGCCAUAGAAAUCCCAUCUGCCAUUCCCGGCAAUCCACCAUUGAAACGUAUUACCCCGGUAUUUGAUUGUUGGUUUGAAUCGGGUAGCAUGCCUUUUGCCCAGCAACACUUUCCCUUUGAAAACGAAAAAGAUUUUAUGUCAAAUUUCCCAGCCGAUUUCAUUGCCGAAGGUAUCGAUCAGACAAGAGGUUGGUUCUACACCUUGUUGGUUAUUUCAACGGCCCUGUUUAAUAAGGCUCCAUUUAAAAAUUUAAUUGCCAAUGGUUUGGUGUUGGCUUCCGAUGGCCAGAAAAUGUCGAAACGCAAGAAGAACUAUCCGGAUCCAUUGGAAGUUGUAACAAAAUAUGGUGCCGAUGCUUUGCGUCUGUAUCUCAUCAACUCGCCGGUGGUGCGUGCUGAAAGUUUGCGCUUCAAGGAGGAGGGUGUACGUGAUAUCAUCAAGGAUGUUUUCUUGCCCUGGUACAAUGCCUAUCGCUUCCUUUUGCAAAACAUUGCACGUUUCGAAAAGGAAGAUUUACAAAAUAAGGGUCUCUAUACCUAUGACAAGGAACGUCAUUUGAAGAAUAUUGAUAAGGCUUCGGUAAUUGACAUUUGGAUCUUAUCUUUCAAAGAGUCUCUACUCGAAUUCUUUGCCACCGAGAUGAAGGGCUAUAGAUUGUAUACUGUCGUGCCCCGAUUGACCAAGUUCAUUGAUCAGUUGACCAAUUGGUAUGUCCGCCUGAAUCGUCGCCGCAUCAAGGGUGAAAUGGGCAAAGAUGAGUGCGUACAAUCCUUGGACACCCUUUAUGAUGUCUUGUUUACCAUGAGCAAAAUGAUGGCACCUUUUACCCCCUACCUGGCUGAAUACAUUUUCAAGCGUUUGGUGUUGUUCCAACCCAAGGGUGCCAGUGAAAACACCGAAUCUGUACAUUUCCAAAUGAUGCCUACCUCAAAUCGCAAAUUCAUUCGCUCCGAUAUUGAAAAAUCUGUUGGCCUUAUGCAGGCUGUCGUUGAAUUGGGUCGUGUCAUGCGUGAUCGUCGUACAUUGCCAGUCAAGUAUCCAGUGUCGGAAAUCAUUGUCAUUCACAAAGAUCCUAAAUGCCUGGAGGCCAUAAAGAGCCUUGAAGAUUUCAUUUUGAGUGAACUGAAUGUACGCAAACUGACUUUGAGUUCGGAUAAGGAGAAGUAUGGUGUCACCAUGAGAGCAGAACCCGAUCACAAGACUUUGGGUCAACGUUUGAAGGGUAACUUCAAAUCGGUAAUGGCUGCCAUUAAGGCUCUGAAGGAUGAAGAAAUUCAAAAAUAUAUUAGCCAAGGUUACUUUGAAAUUGAAAAGCAACGUGUGGAAUUGGACGAGGUUCGUGUUAUCUACUGCAUUUCCAGUCAGCUUGGAGCCAAUUUCGAGGCUCACAGUGAUAAUGAAGUAUUAGUUCUGUUGGAUGUUACACCCAAUGAGGAGCUCUUGGAGGAAGGUCUAGCCCGUGAAGUCAUCAAUCGUGUACAAAAAUUGAAGAAGAAGGCCCAAUUGAUACCCACAGAUCCCGUUUUGAUUUACUACGAAUUGAAUGCCCCAGCUGCAAAGAAGACCGAAGCCGAGCAAAUGCAAAAGGUUAUGGGCAAAUAUAAUGCCAUGAUCAAGACAACCAUUAAAUCUGAAUUCGCCAAGUACAAUGCCGAGGAGGCUGGCAAGAAACGUCUCAUCAUCAGUGAAUCUGUGGAUCUCAAGGGCAUUGAUCUCAAACUUACCAUUUGCUCAACAGAAGAAGUACAACUGCCCCAAUUGAAAUGGCUCAAUUUGGCCUUGCAUGCCGAUAUACAGCCUCGUUUUGGUAGAUCCAAUAAGGCCUCACUGCUACUUGAAGAUUCAGUUAGCAAGAAGUUCAUAACCUAUGAACAGUUAAGGAAGGAAGUCGAGGUUCUAUUCGGCAUCUACGGCAUUAAUUACCAGCUGUAUGUGGUAAACAAACAAAAGGCCGUCGAAGUCAAUAGUGUGGAUGCCUCUCUCAAUGGCAAGCUUUUGAUAAUUGCCAAGACAUCGGAAGGGGCACUUAAAUUCCCCCACGAUGCCAGGUCGAAUAUGCCCUAUUGCAAAUUUGUGAAUAAGUCCGGUACUACGGUAUUCACUGAAAACCCAUUAGGGUUUUCUUUAGCUGCCUGAGCGAAACACAAACGAGAAGAAGACUAAAAGUAGUUGUGUUGCCCCUAAAUAUAUAUUCGACAUUAGUAGUGAGUGGCUUGUGUUAUUUAUUUAUCCUCCGCAUACCCCUCCUCCAAUCUUUCCUUAUACCUCAAUUAUGUGAAACAUUACCGAAAAUGAAUUACAGUGAAAUAUCCGGAGAAAUCUUAAAGGUUUUAAAAAUACUUAAUUUUACAAUAAAUAAAAAUUUGAAAAUAAACAUUUCACUUGAA
Molecule: messenger RNA, 4107 nt
Organism: Musca domestica (house fly)
Lineage: Eukaryota; Metazoa; Arthropoda; Insecta; Diptera; Muscidae
Gene: IleRS
Product: isoleucine--tRNA ligase, cytoplasmic
Exons: 4
Coding region: 161-3856 (1231 amino acids)
Biological process (GO): isoleucyl-tRNA aminoacylation
Molecular function (GO): tRNA binding; isoleucine-tRNA ligase activity; ATP binding
Source: RefSeq, a predicted model, not a curated record